AUGGGUCGAAUAAAUUGGAGAUUUCAUAAGAGAUCAGCAGGAUUGAUUAAUUACUUCCACUUACGAUGGUCAUAUAUGAAAUUAUGCUGGAAUUCAUUAACACACAAUAGCCACAUGAAUGCUUCCUAUGCUACAGAUGUCUGUAUGGAACCGGUGUUUUGGAUUGUGGACAAUUAUACACAUCUAUUGGGGCCGUUUUUUGUUGUUGGCGUUGCCUUAUUAACCACUGCCGUUGUUAGUAUUGCCUAUUGGAUCGGACUUCCAUUUUGGUGGGAAAAAAGUCCAACUGCCACUGUUAUCCUCCUCAUAAUUGGUAAUUGGCUGUUACUUAAUGUUGUAUUUCAUUAUGUCAUGGCGGUUAUAACACCAGCCGGAGAACCUCCUGAGGGAGCCUCUUUGAAAGAAGUCGUUGGCAUUUGCAAAAAAUGUAUUUCCCCAAAACCACCACGUACCCAUCAUUGCUCAGUUUGUAAUAAGUGCAUACUCAAAAUGGAUCAUCAUUGUCCUUGGCUUAACAAUUGCGUUGGCUAUGGCAAUCAUCGUUAUUUCUUUCUCUAUAUGCUAUACACGACACUGGGGUGUCUAUUUUUAAUACUGUUUGGUAUUGAAAUUGGUUAUAAAUAUUUGUGGCUGGAUCAUGGUGAAAAUUGGACUGAAACGGAACCAUUGGAAGGGCAGCCAGUGAAAUUAAACUUGAGUGGACAUAUUAUCCCCGUGACCCACUUAAAUGAAUAUGAUGAAGAUUUACUUCUGCCCGCCCAGCAUAAUUUACCCACCCCUUCAGAGCUGUUUGAUGGCAGUGACAGUUCACAUUUUGCCUCACGCCGCCGUGCCUUAUGGUUUAUGGCAUUUAUGUGUGUGGCAGUGGUAAUAGCUUUGGGCACACUCUGCAGCUGGCAUGCAAAGCUAAUUACACGUGGCGAGACCAGUAUUGAGGCUCAUAUAAAUCAAUCGGAACGUAAACGUUACCAGGCACAAAAUAAGACGUACAUCAAUCCUUAUAAUUUUGGACCGAAAAAGAAUUGGCGUUUAUUUUUGGGUUUAGUUAGGGGAAGGACAUUUUGGCGUACGGUAUUAUUACCAUCAUGGCACAAACCGGAGGGUGAUGGUUUGUCUUUCCACACCGUUCACGAUUAUGAAUAUGCCAAACAGAUAGAUGAGUGGCCAUAAAAAAAGAA
Musca vetustissima is the source of this 1178-nucleotide messenger RNA. Its product is annotated as palmitoyltransferase ZDHHC16. Bases 1 to 1170 code for a protein of 389 amino acids. The transcript is spliced from 7 exons. Gene Ontology annotation, cellular component: Golgi apparatus. Lineage: Eukaryota; Metazoa; Arthropoda; Insecta; Diptera; Muscidae. Gene Ontology annotation, molecular function: palmitoyltransferase activity. Gene Ontology annotation, biological process: protein palmitoylation. The record is from RefSeq and is a predicted model, not a curated record.